This is a messenger RNA of Paramecium sonneborni, 426 nucleotides long. The record is from the annotation of a GenBank genome assembly. Lineage: Eukaryota; Ciliophora; Oligohymenophorea; Peniculida; Parameciidae.
AUGGACAAAUUACCUAUUGGAUAUAUAAAAGGAAAGGGAAAUGUAAUCAAUUCAUUUUACAUCAUCAGCCGUUAGAUAAAAAGGUUCCAAAAAAUAAAAAAUAUGACUAUGUCAAAUAAACUCUAAAUACAGGACCAACAGUUCGGGAUAUUGAGGUUAUUAGCAAUUAGACAAUAGCAAAAAAGAGAUCUGAGAUUUUCAAACGAAUAAAAUGUUCCACAGUAUUGAAACUUAUUAGUGUACUUAAUAUUUAAUUUUUAGGAAGAACCUGUAUAAGAAUCAAUACAUAAUAUAAUUGAUUAAUAAGAAUAAGAUCAAUUGAAAUAAUUUGANAAUAUUAUUACAUAAGUUUUAUAUGCUGCUGGUAAAGAUUUACUUCAAAAUAUUAUCCUAGAAAGUAAUAUAAUAUCAUUUAUCAUACAAUGA